This is a messenger RNA of Phytomonas sp. EM1, 1653 nucleotides long. The record is from the annotation of a GenBank genome assembly. NCBI's taxonomy places the organism in Eukaryota, Euglenozoa, Kinetoplastea, Trypanosomatida, Trypanosomatidae.
AUGCUUCAUGGGGAUGUAACAGAAUUGUUCGAGGCCUCCGCGAGCUUCAACAAAAUCCUGUCCACAGCGGCUCAGAGGCGACUUCUAUAUUUUAAGCCGCAAGGCUCAACUACUAACCCUGCCGACAAUAUUGUCGACACCACAGCCUUGCAGGUUUCUUUUUCGUAUCUUCCAAGUCUUACAACUUCUAUUCAAAUUAUCGGGAUCGAAGAACACUCUCCUUGCACUGUUCAUCCAACAACGGGGAAUGACUACGCACAGUCGUCCACUGAACUUGCGGUAGCGGUGCAGCCGACUAUCCUUUCACAGCAAAUCCAGUCCUACCUUAAAGUAAUUGUUGAAAAAAACAAUCUCACAUCCAGCCGCAACUUUGAGAUUCCAGUAAAAAACUUCAAGGCAGUAACUUCGAGCUCUCCGUUUCAGUGGUUUGAAAAAACAGUUAUUCUUUCAUCCUGUCUCAUCGCUCAGUUACCGCAUACCUUGGUUCUGCUCAUGCUGUUGCUGCUGCCCGAUCAUGAGGGGCUGUGGGGUGCACGCCGCUCCAAGCUACGUGAGGCGCAACCCCGAGCGACGCUUUUACACGUGCACCACGAUGGCAAUGGCAAUAACGCUCAACAUACCCCUAGAUCAGACGACUUUCUUGUGGAUUGUGUCAAGGAAUUUUUACUGACGGACCUUCUUCUUAGCUUCUUUUAUAAAAUUAAGACCAUUUGGUUUCACCGGGAGUGGAUUAUGAAGCUUAUGAUUGAGAAUCACCUCCUGGCACAUGAGGGAGGUGUUCUUUUUCCUCAGCUUAUGGGUAUCCAAGGAGCAUGUUUCUUUUCUGGCACUACCUGUACUGGUAGUGACCCCGACGUGGAUGAAAAGUUCACCAGCUCUGACACGAUCCUUGAUUUACAAAAGGUUUUGUCGUUAGAUGAUGAAGUACUCAGCUUUGCUUCUGAUAAGCAUCCAAUGAAUUACAACGCGUGGCAAUAUCGCCGUGCACGACUAACCAUGUUACUCGGCUGCAGUCACGAUUGUUGUCUACUUAAAGGUACUAUGAGCUCAAUCCAUCGGGAUCUUUUGCAGUGCAACGCUGAGGACGUGAUGUGUUAUCUUGAAACCCAUAAUGGUGACUCGUCAGCGUGCUCUUUUUUGCUAUUUUUACUGUAUCAGUGCACGUCUAACGAGAGGGAGGAGCCGCACGGUGCUGGCAACGCGGUGGAUUCUCCUUAUAGUCCUUGCACAUCGAAAGAUGAGGUGCCUCUUUUUGUUUUUUUAUGGCGCCGUUUACUGUGCUUCACACAGAGAGAGCUGCGUCGGCAUGCCGACAAAGGGCAUGAGGGUAUGUGGUAUUUACGUCUUGGACUCAUUCACUAUGCCCUCAGCAUGAAUUCUAAAACGCCUUCGUUGUGCUAUCCUCUGUUAUCCUCUUGGACUGUGGCAGAUGAGCUCGAGUGGACCUCUGUUUAUAUUGAGGGUUUCCGCGAUAUGAUGACAACGGGAGUUAAGAGCAGCUGGCGUAAUAGAGGACUCCUGGCACCCUGUAGUGACCUCGCACAGGCAUGGGCUGAGAGCUCAGGGUCUACUGCAUGGUCCUCCUACUUAGCGACUCGGUACGGUCUGCAUCUUCUUCGGUGGUUGCAGCCACCCCAAGUCAGUGAAUUGUGA